Molecule: messenger RNA, 1111 nt
Organism: Drosophila kikkawai
Lineage: Eukaryota; Metazoa; Arthropoda; Insecta; Diptera; Drosophilidae
Gene: Dhrs4
Product: Dehydrogenase/reductase 4
Molecular function (GO): carbonyl reductase (NADPH) activity
Source: RefSeq, a predicted model, not a curated record
AAGAAGAAGCAGUUCAAGUUGUAAACAAAUUGGAGAUCUCCAAGUCCAAUUGGGAAAAUCAAUUCUUAGGCAACGAAUCCUCGGGAGAAAUACUUAAAUCCUUCGCUUGAGAAAAUGCUGCAUUUGGGCAAGCAACUGGUGGUCAGGGCGCCCAAGAUCCGCUUAAGCACAACCGCUGUGACUGGAAGUGGCCAAAGUUCAGGUCGGAAUCUCGAUCAAAACAACAACAAUUACAGCCAGAAACUUGUUGGCCCUAAUCUCAACCAGUGCCAUAAGCGCUUGUCCAGCACCAGUCAAAGUUCGCACGUUGGUCCGAUGAAGCGCUUAGCAGGGAAAGUAGCCGUGGUCACCGCCUCCACAGAUGGCAUUGGCUUUGCCAUUGCCAAGCGUUUGGCCGAGGACGGAGCCGCCGUGGUCAUUAGCAGCCGGAAACAAAAGAACGUGGACAACGCUCUGGCGGAGCUGCGCAAGCUGAACCUAAAUGUCCAUGGACUCAAGUGUCACGUGAGCGAGCCCCAGGAUCGGAAGCAGCUCUUUGAGGAGACCAUCAGCAAGUUUGGAAAGCUCAAUAUUCUCAUUAGCAACGCCGCCACCAACCCCGCCGUGGGCGGAGUGCUCGAGUGUGACGAGAAGGUCUGGGACAAGAUCUUCGACGUCAACGUGAAGAGCUCCUACCUGCUGGCCAAGGAGGCACUGCCCCUGCUGCGCCAGGAGAAGGGCUCCAGCAUCGUCUUUGUCUCCUCCAUCGCAGGCUACGACGCCUUUGAGCUGCUGGGGGCAUACUCGGUGAGCAAAACGGCUCUGAUUGGUCUUACCAAGGCUGCCGCCAAGGAUCUGGCGCCGGAGGGAAUCCGCGUCAACUGCCUGGCUCCUGGCGUGAUCAAAACCAAGUUCUCCAAGGCGCUGCAUGAGGACGAGUCGGCAAACGAGGCGGCGCUAAGCAAGAUUCCAAUGGGUCGCCUGGGCACUAGUGAGGAAAUGGCUGGCGUGGUCUCGUUCCUGGUCUCUGAGGAUGCGGGCUACAUCACGGGCGAGGCCAUCGUGGCCGGCGGCGGAAUGACUGCGCGUCUCUAAGCGAUGUACAUAAAUAUAUUUCCUUACGGGCUAUGGA